Messenger RNA from Triticum dicoccoides, 989 nucleotides. RefSeq names its product late embryogenesis abundant protein, group 3-like. The transcript has 2 exons. Lineage: Eukaryota; Viridiplantae; Streptophyta; Magnoliopsida; Poales; Poaceae. The record is from RefSeq and is a predicted model, not a curated record. The coding region runs from base 102 to 740 and encodes 212 amino acids. Gene Ontology annotation, cellular component: nucleus.
UCCUCACCAUAUCACAAGAAGCCGAUCCAUUCCAAGCACAGUCGAGCAGAAGCCUAAAGCGAGUGACAUUUCCCCCUUCCGAGCUAGCUCAAGAAACCAAUAUGGCCUCCAACCAGAACCAGGCCAGCUACCACGCCGGCGAGACCAAGGCCCGCACCGAGGAGAAGACCGGGCAGGUGAUGGGCGCGACCAAGGACAAGGCGGGGCAGACCACGGAGGCCACCAAGCAGAAGGCCGGACAGACCACCGAGGCCACCAAGCAGAAGGCCGGCGAGACGGCCGAGGCAACGAAGCAGAAGGCCGGUCAGGCCACGGAGGCCACGAAGCAGAAGGCCGGCGAGACGGCCGAGGCCACCAAGCAGAAGGCCGCCGAGGCCAAGGACAAGACUGCGCAGACGGCGCAGGCGGCCAAGGAGCGCGCCGCCGAGACCAAGGACCAGACCGGCAGCUACCUCGGCGAGAAGACAGAGAUGGCCAAGCAGAAGGCCGCCGAGACGACCGAGGCUGCCAAGCAGAAGGCCUCGGAGACGGCGCAGUACACCAAGGAGUCCGCCGUCGCCGGCAAGGACAAGACCGGCAGCGUCCUCCAGCAGGCCGGCGAGACGGUGGUGAACGCCGUGGUGGGCGCCAAGGACGCCGUGGCCAACACGCUGGGCAUGGGCGGCGACAACGCCACCAAGGACACCACCACCGGCGCCACCACCAAGGACACCACCACCACCACCACCAGGAAUCACUAGACGCAUGCGUUCGCGCUUGAUUUGCUUUCCUUUAGUCCUGUUUGGUCGUUCGCGGGCCUUCUACAUAUUUGUAUGUUUCCACUCUUUCGUGAUUUCAGCUCAUUUAGUGUUAAGUUUGCCUUCGAUUUGAUGUACUACUCGUGUCCGGUUCUGUAAUAGUUAAAGAGUUACGAUCCAUGUGCUUUGGUGUAAAUGGAUAACGAGGACACUCGAAGGCGGCAAUAAAGUGUAUGUGGUCGAUUUUCUUUA